GAUAGUCCCUAGACUAUCGAUAGCUGGCCGAUCGAUUAAAGGGUGCGUAUCAUAUGCGCACACGUCGCGUUGCGUAGCUGUCAUCGCAGUCGGUUUACGACAGGUGCUCUAGGAAGUUGUUAAGAUGUUUGGCUGUUGUUGGUGUUGCGCUGCGUUACGGCCGAGAUACAAGAGGCUCGUUGACAAUAUCUUUCCGGUCAAUCCCCAGGAUGGCUUAAUCAAGAACAAUAUGGAGAAACUGACAUUCUAUUCAUUGAGCAGUCCUGAGAAAUUGGAUAGGAUUGGAGAAUACUUGUUUCAGCGGGCUUCCAGAGAUAUUUACAGGAGACGAAAUGGCUUUGUCGUGAUUGCCAUGGAGGCAAUGGACCAACUCCUCGUGGCCUGUCAUGCACAAACUCUGAAUUUAUUUGUUGAGAGCUUCUUGAAAAUGGUACAAAAGCUGCUGGAAUCCACGGAUCCUCAGUUACAAAUUCUCGCGACACAGUCUUUUGUCAGAUUUGCCAACAUCGAGGAAGACACACCCUCCUAUCACACUCGUUACGAUUUCUUCGUGUCGAAAUAUUCGGCGAUGUGCCACUCCAGUAACGACGAUCCUACUACACGCAAGCAAAUUAGGCUUGCUGGAAUUCAAGGAUUGCAGGGUGUUGUAAGAAAAACUUUGUCUGACGAUUUGGUUGAGAAUAUUUGGGAACCUGUACAUAUGGACAAGAUAGUACCAUCAUUGUUGUACAAUAUGCAAAAUUCAAGAUAUGCUGAUAAAGAAGACGCGACACCAGACAGUCCAACCGAAGAACGAUCAGAUCCGCCGCAAUUUGCGGAAACUUGUAUGCGAGAAUUAAUCGGGCGCGCAUCAUUUGGUCAUAUUAGAUGCGUUAUAAGACCUGUAUUGAGGCAUCUAGACAACCACCAAUUAUGGGUCCCUAACUACUUCGCAAUUCAUACUUUCAGGAUAAUUAUGUUUUCUAUCCAGUCACAAUAUUCCUACACUGUAGUGGAAGCUUUAAUGACGCAUCUCGAUGAUCAUUCAAAGUCAUCUCCUAAGAUUCGUACUAGUAUUGCAGAUACUUUAUCUAAGAUUAUAUCAAUAGCUGCAGGUGAAAGUGUUGGACCAUCUGUAUUGGAGAUUAUAAAUUCGUUAUUGUCUCACCUACGAGUUAGUGUAACGAGAAACCAAUCGUCAAGUAGUGAUGAGCAAUUAUAUCAAGAGGCUCUCAUAAAUGCUCUUGGAGAAUUUGCGAAUCAUCUUCCGGAUUACCAGAAAAUUGAAAUUAUGAUGUUCAUUAUGAGUAAAGUUCCGUACAGUCAACCAGAUCGUAUUGUAUCAGUCGGCAAAGGAGACGUAUUGCUUCAGAGCAUACUUUUAAAGUCGCUUUUAAAGGUUGGUACCAAGUACCAAACUAUCCACUUGAACACGACGUUCCCACCCAGUUUCUUGGACCCAUUACUGAGAAUGUCACUGGCAGCAGAUGCUGAAAUGAGGCUUCUUGUACAGAAGAUAUUCCAUACUUUAAUUGACAGACGUCGAAAUAUUACGAAACUCGCUAAACCAACCGUCAACGUAGUAGAACUCGAUCUUGCUAUUGAAAAAGCAUCCAGACCUGAUGUUAUUUUCAUUCGGAAGCACGGCCCUGAAAUCUAUUUAGCCUUGUAUGAAUCACUAGAACUGUCUAGUAACACAGUAGAAAACGUGGAAUCUAUAUAUACCACAUUGGCGUUACUUGCCAUUGAAUUGGCUUCCGAGGAAACAGUAUUAGAGUUACUGAGAUUGGUAUUGAGUCUGCAAGACUUGGCAUUGACGAGUAGUCAAAUUAGUCUUCCACUUAAGUUUAACUUACACGCAAUAGUGAUCAGCCUAUUAGUCUUAAUAUCGUACGUUUGUAAUAUUACUGCUCUUAUGGAUUACGCGACAAAGGUUAUAGAAGAACGUCGAAACGAUAGUCCGCAUUUGCUACCGGAUUUACAAUCUCAAUAUGACACUGGUCUAACAUCCAGGUUAGCGCCAGCUCUUUUAGUCGAUCAAACUGUUGUUAGCGAAUGCCUAAAAGGAGCUGGCCUUGACAGUGGAAAGUUACAGCAAGGUUCGGGUUACAGUGGCAAUUCUUUACAACACAGGCACUCAUGGGUUGAUGCUGGCAGAAAUUCGCUAGCCGACAUUAAUUCUGGAGGUGCAGAAUUGGACAGUGGAGGUUCAUCACCCGGUGUACAAAAGAAAUUACCUGGAGAAGAAUUAACAUUUGAAAGUAUGAAAAGAAUUUUGACAGAGAACAAUAAUAAUCAAGUUGUAGAAGAAGAGAAGCGAAUGCAACUCUCUCAGUUCUUUAGAAAUGCACCAUUCCAAGAUUUAGUGUCAAAAACACAACCAAAGCACGAUGUUUUGCAGAGUAAGUUAUCAGAGAUAUUUAAUACAUUAUCUGUUGAUCCGCGCAACACGGUUCCGACAACCGGACCACAGACGGAUACUAAACCAAGUCAAACUCCAGCUUACGAAAUUCAUUUUCCAGAGCUGUUUGUUUAUUAAGCUGCUAAUAUAUUGUUGCAUUAAUAUUAACGUAGUGUGUUGCAUUAUAUUAAAUAUUCUAAGUGUUACCAGGUAUGAACAGUAGCUCAUAUAUUUUAAAAUUGACUUAUGUAUUGUACAUAAUAGAGAAAAUAUUUUUGUUUCUUAUUAUUAGAUAUAAUUUUUUAUUAAGGUUGAUAAGUUGUUCGUACUUAUUUACUUUUAAUGAAGCUAUCAAAUAUCAUGUAAACUACAAUGGAAAUGGUUAAUUAGUAUAAUUUUUAUAAAAUCAAUGAUUUAAUAGAAUUAGGCAUCUAUAGAGACAUAAAUUUCGCUUUAUAUGCACACAUGAUUCUUAGAAAUUAAAAUUAUUUAAGAUUUUAUAAAAGUACAGAAUUAAUUAUUUUCAUUAUAGGCUGAUUGUGAUCUGUCGAUACUUCAGUGAAAGCACAAAAUGAAAAAAAUUUCACACAAGCAUCGACAUAAUGAGAGUUACUCUAUAUGUAUGAAACAAAUUUUAACAACAAUGAAGACAAAUAAUCUGGAUAUAUGUUUCGAUAGUAGACCAAUUGAAUAUGCACUGUUAUGUAGUUAUACCUCUUGUUGAUGUAAAGUUAAAAAUUGUAUAUCUAUGUAUAUCUCUGUAUGUAAAUUCUAGAUUGGAAAACAGAUUUUCUCUCAUGACAGAGUGAUUGAAAAAGGUUGCACAAUGUAUAUUUAUAAAUAUAAAAGAUGGUUCAAAAUAUUUUGUAAAUAUACAUACAUUAAAACACA
This is a messenger RNA of Solenopsis invicta (red fire ant), 3271 nucleotides long. It is a transcript of the gene stmA, whose product is annotated as protein EFR3 homolog cmp44E. Bases 125 to 2518 code for a protein of 797 amino acids. Gene Ontology annotation, cellular component: plasma membrane. Gene Ontology annotation, biological process: protein localization to plasma membrane. The transcript has 16 exons. The record is from RefSeq and is a predicted model, not a curated record. NCBI's taxonomy places the organism in Eukaryota, Metazoa, Arthropoda, Insecta, Hymenoptera, Formicidae.